AUCUUCGAGAAGUUCGACACCGACAAAGAUGGCAUCCUCAACUUGAAAGCGUGGAGCCAAGAGUUCAACGAGCUCCAGGUCAGCACCGAAGGUGGAGAGGCCAUGUACAACAGCGACCAGCUCAAGCAACUGCUCAUCGCCGUGAAUCCUGACGUGAAGGCUCCAGAAAAAGGCAUGCCUUUUUCAGACUACCGCAGACUCUACUUGGAGGGUGGCCUACGACGGGUAACCUCCCCCUGCCUUUGUGCUGCUGGACUCUGUAUCCUAGCUGCUAGCUGUGGUUUGCACUACAGAGCCGUGCACGAUUUUUGCAGCCACUUCGGCUGCCUUCAGCACAUAUGA
Symbiodinium necroappetens is the source of this 342-nucleotide messenger RNA. NCBI's taxonomy places the organism in Eukaryota, Dinophyceae, Suessiales, Symbiodiniaceae. The record is from the annotation of a GenBank genome assembly.